GAUACCAACACAGUAUCAAACCCAAUCAAACCCACUUCCUGGUCGAGACAUAUUGUGCUGCCAUCAGUUGAGUUUAUAUUGACAUUAAAUCACGUUCCAGAGGAGACGUGGUAAAAUCUUAUUUACAAAUCACAAAAUGUUACACCCGAAAGGUGAAAUAUUAAAAAAAAAACAGCGUAGCGUCUACCGAAUGACUUUUGCUAUGCGAAAUGGCGUCAACGUCGAUGAAAGGCACACGGAAAACAUAUAGUUUUGAAGAACGAGAGAUUCUUAUGAACCUAAUUAAUAAGUACGACGCAGUGGAGGACAGGAAAUCGGAUCCUACGUCCAUGUGUAAAAGGAAGUCGGCUUGGGCUCAAUUAGCCGAAGAAUAUAAUUCCAUGGUUGGCCCAGAAGGGACUCGAUCAGCCGUGCAAUUAAGACGUUGCUGGGAAAACAUGAAAGCUUGCAAGAGAAAUCGAGAAGAGAGGAGUUCUCGUGACCGUACUAGAGUUGUUGGACCAUCUUGGGAGAAUUGUAAUUCUAACCAAACAUCAACGGAAACUCCUUCAAGCAGCGGGAACAUUGGACUUCCUCCAAACGUAGUUUUUGAACCCAAAGCGUCGGAACCUUUUACUCUUCAAGGAGUAUCUGCGCCAAAGACUUCUAAGCUUGGCAUAAAAAAGGAAAUGCCAUUACGAGAUUCAGGCUGUCCGGAUAGUCUGAACUCUUCGAGUUUUUUAUCAGGGCUUCUUCAGCAGCCAGAGGAAGGAAGUAGCGGCAAGCAAUUCAUAGUAAUUUCAGACCCUUUUGGAAAUAAUCGAGAAAGCUCCUCGUCCGUUGGCCCAAGAGAUGAUUGUAGUGACAGAUUGAUUACUGAUCGCGAAUCAUCUGUCGAAGAUAAUCAGGGGGAAAAAGAAGAGCUUGCACGAAAAAAGCUGAUAAACUCCAGAACAUAUCCUACCGACGUCAUGAUAUCGCCUCAAAUUCUUCAAGGAAAAACUCGUAGAAGCACUAAAAGUUCCCAAAGAGAAGAAGAGCUUCACGUACUUGCGCUUUCAGAAGCUCAGAUGAAGGUCGAUAUUGCAGUUAUGCAAAAGGAAGAGAUUCGCGUGAAGCUCGAAGAAGCUCACUAUCGGAAGGAAGAAGCUAGAUUAAGAAUGCUUUUCUUUACGUAUAAACUUGACAGAAUAAAGGAGGAUUAAUUGUUUUCUUUUUUUUUCAAAAUUAUU
Cephus cinctus (wheat stem sawfly) is the source of this 1211-nucleotide messenger RNA. Its product is annotated as myb/SANT-like DNA-binding domain-containing protein 3. NCBI's taxonomy places the organism in Eukaryota, Metazoa, Arthropoda, Insecta, Hymenoptera, Cephidae. The record is from RefSeq and is a predicted model, not a curated record. The coding region runs from base 210 to 1184 and encodes 324 amino acids. The transcript is spliced from 3 exons.